Molecule: messenger RNA, 327 nt
Organism: Diatraea saccharalis (sugarcane borer)
Lineage: Eukaryota; Metazoa; Arthropoda; Insecta; Lepidoptera; Crambidae
Source: the annotation of a GenBank genome assembly
AUGGGCCAUAAUCCUCUACGCUGGGCCAAUGCGGAUUGGAGGGUAUUAACGACUGUAAAUGCAGCCGGGACCAACGACUUAAUGUGCCUUCCGAAGCACGGAGUAGCUCAAGAUAAUUUUUUUUUUGGUCACCCAUCCCGUGACCGACCCUUGCGAAAGUUGCUUAACGACAACGAUCGCGGGUCGCGGCGCUUAUCCACUACGACACCGAGCUACUCGAACGAAACCAAACAAAGAGGUAUUAUUCCACUAAUGAACAUAAAUUCAUACACAAUAAUUUUGCAUUAAUACAAUUAUAAUUUAUUGUACUGUAACUUUUCUUUUUAA